AUCGCGUUGUUGUCUGCACUUUAAGAGAACCCAUAUUGAUAUAUAUAUUAUAUGGUAUAAUAUAUAUAUCAUCAUCAUUUCCAUGUCGCGGCACUUCUGAGCGGAACCGUCCUGCUGGAGCGCGCGGACAUGAACGAGUCGGUGCUCGACCGGGUUCUGACCGCCUUCAAUCGGACCCACGAGCUGGUGGCACUGGCGGGCUGCUGCAACGGGAGCGCGCUCACCACCGACCACGGAGGCUCCGCGGACCUGCCCGCGGAGGAGCGCGCGCAGCUCGUCACGCGCCUCGUGCAGAUCGCCGUGCUGUGCGUGCUGUCGCUCACCGUCCUCUUCGGCGUCUUCUUCCUGGGCUGCAACCUCAUGAUGAGGUCCGAAAGUUUGGUGGACUUUCUGGAGACGGAGCGCAGACCCUCCAAGGAGGCGGGGGGGGUCGCCGUCGGCCUCGGCUGAAGCCAGGGCGGGCUGCGCCAGCCGCCGGGCACGAGCUGCUCACCUGUAUGCAAAUGAGCGGAUCGCGGUUCAAAGGAGGGCGGCGUGUGUGAUGAUGUUUGCCGGCGACGAGCCUUUGCUUUGUACUUGGAACGUCACGUGCCGCUGCUUGGCGGCGACUCCACGUGCUCUGAAAGUAACCAACGCUAGUUAUUAUUAUUGGGGGGGGGUAAAGUACCUUUUCAGUGACACGAUCAUUUAAUUCCUAAACAGGCAAGAACUGGCACCGCUUGUUUACAGAAACUGA
Molecule: messenger RNA, 736 nt
Organism: Scleropages formosus (Asian bonytongue)
Lineage: Eukaryota; Metazoa; Chordata; Actinopteri; Osteoglossiformes; Osteoglossidae
Product: reprimo-like protein
Exons: 2
Coding region: 130-450 (106 amino acids)
Source: RefSeq, a predicted model, not a curated record